AUGAUCAACGCCGUCCUCGUCUUCAACAACAACGGCCAACCACGCCUAACCAAGUUCUACACCCAAAUCGACACGCAAACGAAACAGUCCCUCAUUGCACAAAUUUACAAGUUGGUCUCCCAGCGGCCAGCGAGCGCCUGUAACUUCCUGCCCUUGCCCCCGCUGCUGUCCCGGGGCGCCAGUUCCAGUGCAGCCAACGGCCCCUCGGAUGCGCCAACCCAAAUCACCUACCGGACAUAUGCCACCCUUUCGUUCAUCAUGAUUUCCACGUCGACGGAGUCACCGCUCGCGCUCAUCGAUCUGAUCCAGGUGUUCGUGGAGGCGUUGGAUCGUAUGUUUGAGAAUGUCUGCGAGCUGGAUCUCAUCUUCGGGUACGAGACCAUGCAUGCUGUUUUGAGUGAGAUGAUUAUUGGUGGGGUUGUGGUGGAGACGAACAUUGACAAGAUUGUGUCUGCGGUACGCAACCAAGAGGGCUCAUCGGGAAAGAAGAAGGCUAUACAGGCGGCGAGUUCGGGGAUUGGACGUGGUCCAUUGCCUGUGCUGGGGGCUUGGAGGCCUGCCCCCAAGUCCGGAAAGAAGACUGCCCCCCUUCCCUACCCCCAGGGUAAGGCUGGUGCCAAGAAGGCCCCCAAGAACCCUCUCAUCGAGAAGCGUUCCCGCAACUUCGGCAUUGGCCAGGACAUCCAGCCCAAGCGCAACCUGUCCCGCUUCGUCAAGUGGCCUGAGUAUGUCCGUCUUCAGCGCCAGAAGAAGAUCUUGAACCUCCGCCUCAAGGUCCCUCCUUCCAUUGCUCAGUUCCAGGCCACCCUGGACCGCAACACCGCUGCCCAGACCUUCAAGUUCCUCAACAAGUACCGCCCUGAGACCAAGGUCGAAAAGAAGGAGCGUCUCCACGCUGAGGCCACCGCCGUCGCUGAGGGCAAGAAGAAGGAGGAUGUCUCCAAGAAGCCCUACAACGUCAAGUACGGUCUCAACCACGUUGUCGGCCUCGUCGAGAACAAGAAGGCCUCCCUCGUCCUGAUCGCCCACGACGUUGACCCCAUUGAGCUGGUUGUCUUCCUUCCCGCUCUCUGCCGCAAGAUGGGUGUCCCCUACGCCAUCGUCAAGGGUAAGGCUCGUCUCGGUACCGUUGUCCACAAGAAGACCGCUGCUGUCCUCGCUCUCACCGAGGUCCGCUCCGAGGACAAGGCUGAAUUCGCCAAGCUCCUCUCCGCCGUCAAGGAGGGUUACACCGACAAGACUGAGGAGUCCCGCCGCCACUGGGGUGGUGGUAUCAUGGGCGCCAAGGCUGUCGCCCGCCAGGAGAAGAAGCGCAAGGCCGUUGAGGGUGCCAUCCGUGUCUAA
Messenger RNA from Aspergillus sclerotioniger CBS 115572, 1344 nucleotides. RefSeq names its product 60S ribosomal protein L7A. Lineage: Eukaryota; Fungi; Ascomycota; Eurotiomycetes; Eurotiales; Aspergillaceae. The record is from RefSeq and is a predicted model, not a curated record. The transcript has 6 exons. Gene Ontology annotation, biological process: vesicle-mediated transport; ribosome biogenesis; protein transport. Gene Ontology annotation, cellular component: intracellular membrane-bounded organelle; ribonucleoprotein complex. The coding region runs from base 1 to 1344 and encodes 447 amino acids.